This is a messenger RNA of Apaloderma vittatum (bar-tailed trogon), 468 nucleotides long. RefSeq names its product IQ motif containing J (gene IQCJ). The annotation marks the transcript as partial. The transcript has 5 exons. The record is from RefSeq and is a predicted model, not a curated record. Lineage: Eukaryota; Metazoa; Chordata; Aves; Trogoniformes; Trogonidae.
AUGCGUCUCCCAAGGCUGUGGGACUGGGAGAGCAGCACCCCGGCCGUCCCUGUGCUGGGGGCAAAGCAUCCCAAUCGUUUUCGUGCAGAUGCAGGGAACCCCAGCUAUGUGUCUGCAGUUAAAUUUGUGACAUCUCCGCUACUGAAACAGGAUCCUGAUGCAAAUACGCUGGAAGAACUCAAAAGGCUCCAGCACACCUUGGAGCAGGUCAACGAUGGCAAAGACUUACUUCAAAGCCAUCAGCUUACUAUGGAUGAAGAAAAUAAUAUCGAAAAAUACCAUAUCAACUUACAGCCCUUGGAAUCAAAAGUGAAAAUCAUUCAGCGAGCAUGGCGCGAGUACCAGCAGCGCCAGGACCUGCCACCCCAUGAGCAGCUGGACAAGCGCAGCCCCUCGCCGCCAUCCCUCUCCUCGGGCAAGAUGAGCAGGUCCAUCAGCAUGAACACUUUUUCCGACAGCAGCACGCCG